Linum trigynum is the source of this 2385-nucleotide messenger RNA. The record is from the annotation of a GenBank genome assembly. NCBI's taxonomy places the organism in Eukaryota, Viridiplantae, Streptophyta, Magnoliopsida, Malpighiales, Linaceae.
UUACAUCGUAUGCCAUUGCUGCCACGAUUGAAUUCGUUGAGCAUGUCAUGUAUGACUCUUCUGAAUCGUCUACAAAGUAUUUUCAUUUCUCUACUAAGUCCUUGCCUAUGUUCGAUGAUGUUGAUAGUGAUGAUUCCACUCUUCCUCCCGAAGAUCCUCCUACUCCUCCUCUCCGUCACGGUUUUCCUCCCACUGAUCACCCCUCACCAGUCACGCCUGGAUCUUUUUCAGCAACCAGCUCAUCCAGUUUGUCUCCUUCUUCUCUUGGCAGUCCUCCCUCUACACAUCCGACUGAUCCUCCUAAUCUUCGAUGCUCACCUCACUCGAUCCGAGGUAGUCCUCCAGCUCGAUUUCAAGACUAUGUGGCUCAUGGCGUGGAAUCAUUGAUUGUCCCAGUUUGAUACAAACAAGCACAGGAAGAUUCAUUUUGGGAUCAUGAAACGUGAGUUAGCUGCUCUUCGUGAGAAUAACAUGUGGACAUUGGUACCUUGUCCUCCUCCUUAGACUUUAGUUGUGGGUUGUCGAUGUGGGUGUAUAUAGUUAAAAUGAAUCCUUAUGGUACAGUUGAUCGUCACAAGGCUGGGCUUGUUGCACAGGAUUUUACCCAGGAGUAUGGUAUUGAUUACACCUAAACCUUUGCUCCUCUAGCAAAGAUGUCUACCGUCCGCAACUUAAUUACUUGCAGUUGCUGCUCAACAGGAUUGGCCGCUUUAUUAGAAGGAUGUCAAGAAUGUCUUUCUCCAUGGGGAUUUAGAGGAGGUCAUUUAUAUGGAGCGUUCUCCUGGUUAUACUCUUGGAACUUCUGAUCAAGUCUCUAGGCUAUAAUAGUCUUUGUAUGGUCUUAAAUAGGCACCUAGGGCAUGGUUUGAGAAGUUUCAGUCUACCAUCACUAGUUUGGGUUUCAAGCAGAGUAUGAAAGAUCCCUCUUUGUUCACUUGGUCCAUGUCCGCUGGGAUUGUUGCUUUACUGCUUUAUGUUGAUGAUAUGAUCAUUACCGAGACUGAUUAAACAGGUAUAUAACGUCUUAAAGAGGAUCUUCAUGCCUCUUUUAGCCUACAGGAUCUUGGAGAUUUCUUAUUUCCUCGGCCUUGAGGUUACUCGCAGCUCUCAAGGUGUCUUACUCAGUUAGGAUAAGUACAUUAGUGAUCUUCUUGAGGAUAAUAAUUUUGCGGAUUUUAAACAUGUUGCUACAUCGAUGGAACUCAAUUUAAAACUGGGUCGUGACUCUGGUACCCAUCCUAUUGACGACACUUCCUACCAUAGUAUCGUCGGCAAUCUCAUUUACCUGUCGGCUACUCGUCUUGACAUAUCAUAUGUCGUCCAACUUGUGAGUCAGUUUAUGUCUACUCCACGUACUGAUCAUCUUGCAUCAGUUCAUCGGAUCUUCUCUAUCUCCAGGGUACUCAAGAUGUUGGUAUGUUUUUUCCUUCGACAGGACCGGUUGGUUUACGUGCUUACUCUUAAUCUAAUUUUGUCAGGUGUGCUGAUACUCAACGGUCUACUACUAAUUGGUGUAUUCAGUAUGGUGUUGCAUUCAUUUCGUGGUGUUGCAAGAAGUAGGAUAAGGUGUGCAAGUCUUCCACUAAGGCUAAGUAUCGUUCCAUGUCUGAUAUUGCUUCUGAGCUCGUGUAACUUUGUAGACUUUUGGUUGAUAUCCGCGGGGAAUGUCCUCUUCCUAUGGAUCUUUUUGUUGACAAUAUAUUGCGCAGUAAUCCUGUUUUGCAUGAUCGUACUAACAUAUCGAGAUCAACAUUCAUUAUAUUCAAGACUUGUUUUGGAAUUGCGAGAUUACUAUGCGUAACUUAUACUUACUUGUCUAGCAAAUUGAUGCUCACUAAUCCGCAUCAAUUUGGGGGGAGGCUGUUAGACGAUCGAGUAUCUUGUUCUUUUGUACAUAGAGUUUUUUGGGCUUUUGUGUAGUUUGGUGGAGUGUGGAGAAGGCUUGGUCGUUUCCUUUUAUUCCAGGCUUAAUUGCCUGUGUUUCUUCCACUUCUAUGGAGGUUACACAUAUAGUAAUGGUUGUGGGGACUUGGGGAAUUGUUUUAGGUACGGAGUAAUGUAUUAGGGUGUGGGGGAUUAUAUAUCUUGAGGUGUAACAUUGGUGGCGACACACAAAGUGUGAUAAUGAAUUUGUGCUCGAAGAGUUCUAGUUCUUCCGUGGAUUUGUCUUGGUUUUCCAGGGUACCACAUACAUCGUGUGUUUGUCUUUCUCUUCUUCUCUGUGAUUUUCUUUCAUGAAUAUGGGAGUGGAACAAUAGCUUUUGGAACUUUUCUAAAUAUGCUUCAUCAUAAGCUCAAUGAAUUUGCGUGUGAUUUUCGAUUGCAAGUUAGUCACUGAAAUUACUAAAAAGAUUCAUGUGUAAUCACUAAAAAUAUUUAAUUCCA